UAUGUUGAUAUGUUGAAGAGAGUUGAUCCGUUACGUAAAGAAUUGAAAGAUUUGGAAACCAAAGCUGAGGACACUCGUCAAAAAGGAGAAGAAAUAACAAAAAUAAUAGCAGAACUUGAAGCCUCUAUAGCAAAAUAUAAAGAAGAAUAUGCAAUGGUUAUAUCUGAUGCUAGUGUUAUUAAGAAUGAUUUAUCAACUUUUGAGAAAAAGGUGAGUUCCUCCUUCGUUUGCGUCACCUUGAGAAGAGUCUCCUCACUGCAUUGAACGAGGUCAAGGGUCGUAUCCUAGAUAACAACAGAAUCAUUACUGAGCUUGAGACUCUUAAGGAAGAGGCUGGAGAAGUUCAGAGGAAGAUGGAGGAGACUGAUACUGU
Molecule: messenger RNA, 373 nt
Organism: Amphimedon queenslandica
Lineage: Eukaryota; Metazoa; Porifera; Demospongiae; Haplosclerida; Niphatidae
Product: cytoplasmic dynein 1 heavy chain 1-like
Exons: 4
Coding region: 10-264 (84 amino acids)
Source: RefSeq, a predicted model, not a curated record